AUGAGUGAAGACACACCACUUUUAUCGGACAACGUGUCGGAUAUUGUGACCGUCGAGAAUACGACACUUGUGGACAACUCGACGCUCGCGUGGGCUCACGAAUGGUUAGGUUAUCUGGCGUUAGGUAUGUUCUCAAUGGUACUCUUUAUACCGACGCUCGGCAUCAUUGGCCUAAUGCUGUGGGAAUACUUCUCAGACGAAGCCGAGAGGAAAGCCGAACGACAGAAAGAGAUCGAAAAAGUGAUUAAAGAAAGAUAUUUGGGUAUAAAAGAAGAGAAGAAUGAAGAGGAAGACAGCGAUGAAGAUCUCGACGGUUUGGACGGCUUUGAUGGCGAAGACUUUGAUGAUAAUGACGACAACGAUGACGAUAUCAAUUUGGAUGAAGAGGCCGAGACAUUACUACAUAAACGCAAACCUAAGUUUACUAAACCGGAAGAUUUUGACACUAUUUAG
This is a messenger RNA of Oppia nitens, 453 nucleotides long. Its product is annotated as calsequestrin-2-like. The transcript is spliced from 2 exons. The record is from RefSeq and is a predicted model, not a curated record. The coding region runs from base 1 to 453 and encodes 150 amino acids. NCBI's taxonomy places the organism in Eukaryota, Metazoa, Arthropoda, Arachnida, Sarcoptiformes, Oppiidae.